Messenger RNA from Pieris napi, 2367 nucleotides. RefSeq lists its product as uncharacterized. The transcript has 8 exons. Bases 253 to 2265 code for a protein of 670 amino acids. The record is from RefSeq and is a predicted model, not a curated record. Gene Ontology annotation, cellular component: nucleus. Gene Ontology annotation, molecular function: zinc ion binding. Gene Ontology annotation, biological process: positive regulation of double-strand break repair. NCBI's taxonomy places the organism in Eukaryota, Metazoa, Arthropoda, Insecta, Lepidoptera, Pieridae.
GUGCAUUGUAAUUUGUAAACGGAAUUGAAAAUAAUAAAACCUGUUUUAUGUUUGAACAUUGAUGUAUUCCCGUUAAUUCAAGUACCAAAUCCUAACUGCAGCAAGCAUUUCUUAAUAACUCGUUUCUUUUCUGCCUCCUAUCUACCUAUUUGAUUUAAAACUUCUAAAAUAUGUAUUAUGUGAACUGUGAGGUGUGGUGCAGAUGUUAAGAUUAAUUUCAUACUAGUUAUAGAAUGCUAAUAUUAUCCUAAGAUGUUUCACAAGUGUAGAUUGUGUUUAAAAAUCGGCGACUUCUGCUCUAUUUUUGAAAAAGAUGAUAAUAUUAAACUUUCUGAUAUGGUAAUGGCAUUUGCUAAUGUAAAGAUACAUGAAGGCGAUGGGUUUUCUGAUCGUGUUUGCGCAUCGUGCAUAGAACAUUUAAGCACUUCAUAUUUAUUCAAACAACAAUGUGAACGAAUUGAUGCCUUACUCAGAAAGCAAGAAACUAAUAUAGACAAACAACCAACAACUGAUUUCAAUGAAUUUUGUGAAAAAGAAUUCCUUAUGCAUUCAACUUAUGCAUCUAUUGAAAGUGAAAAUGAUGACAGUUUAAAUAACGACAACUCCCAGAAUUCGUAUUACUCGGUCAGUGAUGAGACUGACAGUGAUAUUGAAUCUAUAAAAUGUGUAUAUUGCAGCCAGUCAUAUGGCAACGUUGGAGGCCAUAGGUGCCAUGUAACAUGCACUAUUGAAAAUAACGAACUACAACAUUCAAGUAGCAAUGAAACAUUAGUUGCUUCAGAUAUGAAGCAGCCCAUAAGACUUCCAGAACCAGUCACUUCCAACUUUCAAAUACCAGAAUAUAUGACGGUUUCAUGUGUGCUUUGUGAUGAAGUUUAUGACCAAUAUGAUGACUAUAUCAUACAUUUAAACAAAUGUACAACAAAUGUAAAACUUCAUCACUAUGUCUGUCCAGUUUGUCAUGAGCUAUUCACUGCUAAGUUAGCAUAUUUAGAACACCUUAGAGUCAUACAUUUUAAGGUUGAUAGUAAAUUAAACCAUAACAUGAGCGAAGGAACAUUCUACCAUGAUAUAAGCAACAACAGCAGCUUUAGUCAUAAUACAAGUGAUGGGGUGGAUUGCGUAGAUUUUGCUCCUAUGAUAGAAAAGACAAGUAAACCAAAAGCAGUCAGACGUCAAAUCGGAUGGUCUAUUGAAGAUAUAUAUCAAGAAAUUGAAUGUAAAAAGGUUGAUGUGAAACCUGCACACACAUCGAGUCCAAUUAAAAAUUUCUUUUCUAAGUUGGGAAAUGAGUCAUUUAGCAGACAGAGUACACCUAAAAAGGUAAGUUUUCGAAAGUUUAUUGAAAAUGGAAAAGCGAAGACUUCUGUUUAUAUACCAUUCCGGAAAAUAAUACAGAAUUAUAAAGACAAACGAAAGACUAGUUACAGUCCAAUUGUCAAUUCAAAAACUCAGGUUGUGAGUACAGUUCAAGCAACAUAUCCAGAAAUAGUGUCAGAUAGCGACUACGGAUCCCCGAGUGGAACUUCAGAGGACUCAUGGAAAAUGAAGCAAACUCUUAUAUGUGCUUGCGAUAAGAAAAUAUUUAUGCUGUCAGAAUUUAUUCAUGACCGCGAUAGAAUAACAGCGAUGAUAAAUGAGUUGGGUGGAGUGGUGGCUGCAAAUACAAAGAUGGAAAUGCUGGCAACACAUUUCAUAUCAGUAUUGCCAAAUGAUACAUUUACGGGGAUGAUGGUAUGCGCUUUAGCGACAGGCAAGUCGUUGCUACAUAUAAGCUUUGUCUAUGACAGUUUUAGAUGCAAGAAGUUUUUACAGGAAAGUAUGUAUGAAUGGCUAAAGCAUCCUAAAAUUGUUGAAAUAGACAAUACAAGCGUUGAGGUUGCGAAAGCAGCUAUCUUUUGGUAUAAUGAGCUUAAGAAAAAACCAACCAAAUUUCCAUUUGAGGGAAAACAGAUAGUGUUGAUAAUGAAGAAAAAAUAUAGGCAAUAUUACCAAAUGGUGUUUAAGACACUCAAAGCAAAGCCGGUCACAUAUGAUCCAAGAACACCUGGCAGCUGCUGUUCCGCAGACUAUUGCUUUGUGGACAUGAAGAUCAUAGAGCGUGUGAAAUUACGUUUUUUCUUCCAUCACAAUGUCCCAGUUUUCCCCUAUCAAUAUAUUUUAGUAUAUCUUUUGAAACGUGGCCGUGUUGAUGAUGAACACAAAUAUCUGCUGCAGGAUUGUAAAUUGAAGGAUGAUGACUAUUUUUUAAAUAGUACGUGUUGAUUGUAAACACUGAUUUUUAAUGCCGUAUAAUUCUCACAUUUCAUAAGUGUUGCUACUAAAAAAGUUCUCCACCCAAAAAGGGACAAAUUUGACCCAUUUUAG